AAUCCGCUCUCACCACCAUGGCAACCCAGCCGCGCGCUUCCUGUGCGGAAAGGGAUGGAAGGAACCUGGCUGGGCCAAUCAGAGGGGGCGGGCGAGUGUCUGGCCAAUAGGGGCUUGGGCCGUAGACCGUCCCAUUGUGACGUCCCUUCGGUUUUGCCGCGAAAACUCGGUGCUCGCAGCGGGAGCAGCCUCCACCAUGUCCGGCUUCGACGACCCCGGCAUCUACUACAGCGACAGCUUUGGGGGCGACCCGGCGGCGGACGAGGGGCAGGUCCGCAAGUCCCAGCUGCAGAAGCGCUUCAAGGAGUUCCUGCGGCAGUACCGCGUGGGCACGGACCGCACCGGCUUCACCUUCAAGUACAGGGAUGAGCUCAAACGGCAUUACAACCUGGGUCAGUACUGGAUUGAGGUGGAGAUGGAGGACCUGGCCAGCUUUGAUGAGGACCUGGCAGACUACCUGUAUAAGCAACCUGCAGAGCAUCUACAGCUGCUGGAAGAAGCAGCAAAAGAAGUGGCUGAUGAGGUCACCCGUCCUCGUCCAUCAGGAGAGGAGACCCUCCAAGACAUCCAGGUCAUGCUGAAGUCAGAUGCCCAUGCUGCCAAUAUCCGUAGCCUGAAGUCUGACCAGAUGUCCCAUCUGGUGAAGAUUCCUGGGAUCAUAAUAGCAUCAACGCCCGUGAGAGCCAAGGCCACCAGGAUUUCCAUCCAGUGCCGCAGUUGCCAUAACACCAUCAACAACAUCACCGUGCGGCCUGGGCUAGAAGGCUAUGCCCUGCCCAGAAAGUGCAAUACGGAACAAGCAGGCCGCCCGAGGUGUCCCCUGGAUCCAUACUUCAUCAUGCCAGAUAAAUGUAAGUGCGUGGACUUCCAGGUCCUGAAGCUACAGGAAUCUCCUGAUGCUGUGCCUCAUGGGGAGAUGCCCAGGCACAUGCAGCUCUAUUGUGACAGGUAUCUCUGUGACAGAGUUGUCCCUGGAAACAAAGUUACCAUCAUGGGCAUUUACUCUAUCAAGAAAUCUGGCCAGACCAAGAACAAAGGCAGAGACAACGUGGGUGUGGGGAUCCGAAAUGCUUAUAUCCGUGUGGUGGGGAUCCAGAUUGACACUGAUGGCUCAGGACAUACUUUUGCUGGCUCUGUGACUCCCCAAGAAGAGGAGGAACUUCGUCGACUUGCCUCCAUGCCCAACAUCUACGAGACUGUUGCCAAGAGUAUUGCACCCUCUAUUUAUGGGAGCACUGACAUCAAGAAAGCAAUUGCCUGCUUGCUGUUUGGAGGCUCCCGCAAGAGGCUCCCAGAUGGGUUAACCCGCCGAGGGGACAUUAACUUGCUGAUGUUGGGAGACCCUGGCACAGCCAAGUCCCAGCUGCUGAAGUUUGUAGAGAAGUGUUCACCCAUUGGGGUGUACACCUCUGGGAAAGGCAGCAGUGCAGCUGGCUUGACAGCCUCAGUGAUCCGAGACCCCUCUUCCCGGAGCUUCUUUAUGGAGGGAGGAGCUAUGGUCCUGGCAGAUGGGGGAGUGGUGUGCAUCGAUGAGUUUGACAAGAUGCGGGAAGACGACAGAGUGGCCAUCCAUGAGGCUAUGGAGCAACAGACCAUCUCCAUUGCCAAGGCUGGUAUUACUACCACUUUGAAUUCUCGCUGCUCGGUACUCGCAGCUGCCAACUCAGUCUUUGGACGCUGGGAUGAGACCAAAGGGGAGGAAAACAUCGACUUCAUGCCCACAAUCCUGUCCCGGUUCGACAUGAUCUUCAUUGUCAAGGAUGAGCACAAUGAGGAGAGAGACAUGAUACUGGCCAAGCACGUGAUGUCACUACACGUGAGUGCCCUGACACAGACCCAGGCUGUGGAGGGUGAAAUCGACCUGAACAAGCUGAAGAAGUUCAUCUCCUACUGUCGCACGAAAUGCGGCCCUCGCCUAUCAGCAGAGGCUGCUGAGAAACUGAAGAACCGCUAUGUCCUGAUGCGUACUGGUGCCCGGCAGUAUGAGCGAGAGAGUGACCGCCGAUCCAGUAUCCCCAUUACAGUCCGGCAGCUGGAGGCCAUUGUGCGAAUUGCGGAGUCCCUCAGCAAGAUGAAGCUGCAGCCUUUUGCCACCGAGGCAGACAUUGAAGAAGCCUUGCGGCUCUUCCAAGUGUCCACUCUUGAUGCGGCCAUGUCAGGCAGCCUGUCAGGAGCAGAGGGCUUCACAACCCAGGAAGACCAAGAGUUGCUGUCCCGAAUUGAAAAACAGCUCAAGCGCCGCUUUGCCAUUGGCUCUCAGGUGUCAGAACACAGUAUAGUCCAGGAUUUUGUGAAACAGAAAUACCCUGAGCAUGCCAUCUACAAGGUGCUGCAGCUCAUGAUGCGCCGUGGCGAGAUCCAGCACCGCCUGCAACGCAAAGUCCUCUAUCGCAUCAAGUAACCUUGCUUCCCUACCUUCUUGCUCCUGGCUGAAACCAUCCUAAGGGAACCCAUGCUGGUGGCUGCUGCUAUUGCUGAGGAUGCUUCUACCAGAGUUCCAGCAAGGCCUUCUAGAAGAAACUGAUGACCCUGCUGUGUGUUAGCUUCCUGCUCAUGGAGGGAACUUCCAGUUUGGGGGUUAAACAGGAGGGAUCCUCCCUUUUUUUACUAGAGUUCAUGGCAGCAAAAGGCCAUACUUUGUAUUUCAGAUGCUCUAGUAAAUAUCUUCUUGAUGUUUCCUAGGCUAUCAGAAGGCUUUUAGUUUGUAUAAAAUAAAAGAUAUGGUGGUGCUGCUGGAUCUAGUGGAGUUUCAGAUGGAGCGGGAAGUUUCUUUCAGGUCCCCCUGGUGCAGGGGUGGGCAAAAUAUGACCUGCGGGGUGGAUCCAGCCUGCCAAGCCAUUCUAUCUAGCCUUCAGGGCCCCUAAACAUCUUAGAAAAUUUUAAUUUUUAUCUGCCCCUGGCUGCCUGUCAAAGAUGACAGGUGCCAGGGGCAACAGGACCCAGGGGGAGCCAGUGGCUGAGCAGCAAGGCCCACCUGGCUGCACCUGCCCUCAGACCCUCCUCCCUUCCCAUCCCCCACCCCCAACUGGAAGCCUCUGUGGCUUCUGGCCUGGUGACCCUGGGGCUGUUCACCACUUCCCUCUGUCCAAGUGGAAAGGCAGAUAAGGGGAAAUUGCUGCGAACCACGUGGUGCUUGCUGGGCAAAGCUGCAACCAGAGGGGGAAGUGACAGCGGCAUGGAGAGCAGCGGGUAGGGUGUGAAAAGUGACUGGCAGGCAUGUGGGAGGCAAAGCAGGGAAAUGGCGGGGGAGUGGCAGCAGCGGAGGGGCCAUGGAAGGCGGUGGCAGGGGGCAGAGUGGCACCAGUGGCUGGCAGGUGUGUGGGAGGGAAAGCAGGGAAAU
Molecule: messenger RNA, 3340 nt
Organism: Alligator sinensis (Chinese alligator)
Lineage: Eukaryota; Metazoa; Chordata; Crocodylia; Alligatoridae
Gene: MCM5
Product: minichromosome maintenance complex component 5
Exons: 17
Coding region: 197-2401 (734 amino acids)
Biological process (GO): DNA replication initiation; double-strand break repair via break-induced replication; DNA replication
Cellular component (GO): MCM complex; nucleus
Molecular function (GO): DNA replication origin binding; single-stranded DNA binding; ATP binding
Source: RefSeq, a predicted model, not a curated record